Saxophila tyrrhenica is the source of this 4140-nucleotide messenger RNA. RefSeq names its product drs2 neo1 protein (gene DNF3). The record is from RefSeq and is a predicted model, not a curated record. Gene Ontology annotation, molecular function: ATP hydrolysis activity; magnesium ion binding; ATPase-coupled intramembrane lipid carrier activity. Gene Ontology annotation, biological process: phospholipid translocation; post-Golgi vesicle-mediated transport; endocytic recycling. The transcript has a single exon. Gene Ontology annotation, cellular component: plasma membrane. Bases 1 to 4140 code for a protein of 1379 amino acids. NCBI's taxonomy places the organism in Eukaryota, Fungi, Ascomycota, Dothideomycetes, Mycosphaerellales, Extremaceae.
AUGGGCGCAGAUGGAUCAGGCUCCGGCAACGUCUCAAAGGCGCCGGGGGCCAACGAGCAUCCAGUCGAAACCCCAAGACUAUCCCCUGAAGAGCGAGCUGUAACGUUCCGCCAACGCAUGCAAGGACCAGUCGACCGACUGUACCGGACAUACAUCGUCGAAGGACUUCUACGACAGAAGCCGCUGCCUCCCUCGAAGAAUGGACGACAUAUUCCUCUAAAGGCUACCCACGAUGAGCCAUUGGUCGACGAGAGGCGGGACCAUGCGUACGUCUCGAACAGUGUACGGUCAUCGCGAUAUACCGUUUGGGACUUCGUGCCGAAGCAACUGUUCUUCCAGUGCACUCGACUCGCCAACUUCUACUUUAUUUGCAUUGCGAUACCGCAGGCGAUUCCUGGAUUCAGUACUACCGGUAACUAUACGACCAUUCUGCCGGUAGCCUUCUUUAUCCUCUUGACCAUGUCCAAAGAAGGAUACGACGACUACCGGAGGCAUCGAAUGGACGUGAUCGAAAACAACGCGCUGGCGACAGUACUACGGCCGAAGCACUCAGGUUCCUCCACAAACACGUUCGGGAAGUCGGUAUCACGCACUUUCUCUAGGCUGUUGCGAGCACUUCCACUCCCAGGCAGGCGAAGAAAGCGCGCAGCACGUGUAGAUUAUGAAGAGAAGGAUGCAGACGAAGACGCGGACAGCCAUUGGACUAGAGUCAAGUGGCAGGACAUCCAAGUCGGUGAUGUGCUGAAGCUGAAAAGAGACGACCAGGUGCCCGCCGAUAUUGCUCUUCUUCAUGCGAGCGGAGAAGAGCGAAUAGCAUAUGUCGAGACCAUGGCUUUGGAUGGCGAAACGAACCUCAAGAGCAGGACUGUGCCGCACGCCCUGCGAAAUUGCUGCGACAUCAAGGGCAUCAAGGAGACUGAAGCGGAGUUCGUGACCGAGGAUCCAAACCGCGACUUGUACACUUUCAAUGGAAGCGUGACGGUGGACGAGAAGACUCUUCCGCUGACUCUGAACGAAGUCUUGUUCCGGGGUAGCGUCCUGCGAAACACUCAAUCCAUCAUCGGUCUGGUCAUCAACACUGGUGAAGAGUGCAAGAUCCGGAUGAACGCGAACCACCAUCCACGAGCAAAGAAGCCACGUCUGGAGCGAUACACCAAUCACAUCGUCCUCACCUUGAUCGCUUACGUGAUUAUUCUAUCGGUCGGCUGCUCAGGAGGCUACCUCAUCUGGAGAGACAGCACGGAAGAGCAUUCUUGGUAUCUCAACGAUGCUUCUGUUCCUUACAAACAGAUCAUCAUCGGAUAUAUGAUAAUGUUCAACAAUGUGAUUCCGUUGUCGCUGUAUAUAAGCUUGGAGAUUGUCAAGGUUGGACAGAUGCUAAUGGUAAUGGGAGACGAAGGAAUGUUUGACGAAGAAACGAACACGACUAUGACUUGUAACACUAAUACUAUUCUGGAGAACUUGGGCCAGGUCAGCUACGUGCUGUCGGACAAGACGGGCACUUUGACGGAGAACAUUAUGCAGUUUCGGGGAUUGAGUGUGGCUGGCACUGCCUGGCUACACAAGCAGAACGACGGUGAGGCGGUGAUGCAGAAGGAAGGGCGAAAGAGUGUCACCGUGAAUAGGAAGUCUGAGGACCCAGGAAAGGGCAGCUCGGAAGGUGAUGGUCCGGGCAUUGUAAUCCAGGAGACAGAACUUUCCACGGCACCCACUUUGGACCGACGGACCUCUGACUAUCUGGAACGGCCUUCGUUGCACAGACGAUCGACAGAUCACCGGCGGCCAGGCUACCUCGAGGGUACAACCGCAGACCUCCUUGCGCGGCUGCGGCGCAAUCCAAGCUCUGCUUUCUCUCGCAAGGCUCGCGACUUCAUACUCGCGGUAGCGUUGUGCCACACAGCUAUUCCGGAGCGGACUGCCGAUGGCGCGAUCAACUUCCAGGCCUCUUCGCCAGAUGAGAUUGCGCUUGUAAAGGCUGCGCAGGAUCUUGGGAUGCUCGUCAUCAACCGCACGACCCAGACUGUGACUCUGCACGAGACUGACGAUGCGGGUAAGGAUGAACGAAAAACGUACGACGUUCUGGACGUCAUCGAGUUCAGCAGCAAGCGGAAGCGGAUGUCAAUUAUCAUCAGGUAUCCAGACGGCGCCAUACGACUGCUGUGCAAAGGUGCCGACAGCGCCAUCCUCCCUCGUCUCAAGCAAGCGGCACUUGCAGCACGAAAGUCGCAGGAAGUGCGCAGAAGCAUCCAACUCGAGCGUCAAGCGAAUCGCAUGAGUGGGCAGAGCACACCUCGGACCAGCUUUGGCGGACGUCCGAGCCUCACCAUACGGCGCAGGAGCUCACUGGACAUUCGACCUGAUCCGAAGCGGCACACGCUGGAUGUGCCACGAUUCGACCAGCAUCUACGACCUCCACUUGGUCGCCAUAGCACAGAUCGCAGGAGUAUGCCAUCCUUCGACAAUGCCUCCGUUGCCGAUGACGGCCAAGUCUUCACGCGAUGUUUCAAGCAUCUGGAAAAUUUCGCCACUGAUGGCCUCCGUACGCUUGUCUUUGCGCAGAAAGAGCUCACAGAGGACGAGUACGCUUCGUGGAAGCAGCUUUAUCAAGAUGCUACCACUGCUCUGCUCAACCGGCAAGAGCGCAUUGAAGCAGCUGGCGAGGUCGUCGAGCAAGGCAUGGAUCUGCUGGGUGCUUCUGCCAUCGAAGACAAGCUGCAGAAGGGUGUGCCUGAGACGAUUGACAAGCUACGCCGGGCCAACAUGAAAAUCUGGAUGUUGACUGGCGACAAGCGAGAGACGGCCAUCAACAUCGCCCAUGCAGCCAAUAUCUGCCAGCCGGAUUCAGAGGUUACGGUCAUUGACACUACCAAAGGCAAUCUGCUGGGUCAGCUCCAUGGCCUCGCGGAAGAGCUUCGAAUCGAUGGACUGCACAGCGUUGCUGUCAUCGAUGGGCAAACACUUACCGACGUUGAGGCCAACAAAGAGCUGUCCGACCUCUUCUACUCGCUGCUACCGAUAGUCGACUCCGUUAUUUGCUGCCGAGCAAGUCCAGCCCAGAAAGCAGGUAUUGUGGAAGGCAUCCGAGCUCGCAUGCCCGGACUCACUCUUGCGAUCGGCGACGGCGCGAACGACAUCGCUAUGAUUACCACAUCCCACGUCGGCAUCGGUAUCUCUGGCAAGGAAGGUCUGCAAGCUGCCCGUGUAGCAGAUUUCAGCAUCGCACAGUUCCGCUUCCUGCAGCGCCUUCUGCUUGUUCAUGGCCGCUGGAACUACAUCCGCACAGCCAAGUUCAUCCUGUGGACGUACUGGAAGGAGAUGUUCUUCUACACUGUCCAAGCGAGCUAUCAGCGCUACAACGGCUACUCUGGCUCCAGUUUGUACGAGCGCUGGUCGCUUACCGCCCUCAACACCCUCUUCACAUCUCUCUGCUGCAUCCUUCCCGGCAUGUUCGAGCAAGACCUUUCAGCCGAGACCCUCCUCGCAGUCCCCGAACUGUACGUCCACGGCCAACGAAACGGCGACCUCAACCUCCCAACCUACCUCAUGUGGAUGGUCCUCGGCACCUCCCAAGGCCUGCUCGUCUGGUACAUCUCCUGGCAAAUGUACAACAAGCACAAUAUCAUGGGCGACAACGGCACCUACUCGGUCGGGAACCUCUGCUUCAGCCUCGCCAUUAUGUGGACGAACAUCAAACUCCUGCUCAUGGAGACGCAUUACAAGACGACGAUCAUCGCCGUCGGCUUCAUCAUCACGGCUGGCGGUUGGUGGGGCUGGAGCGCUUUCCUCGCUUCAGCGUAUUCGGAGAACCUCAGUCCUUUUGACGUCAAGUACGGCUUCAACAAGGGCUAUGGCACAGAUCCGAACUGGUGGCUCACGCUCGUUGUCACGCUCGCGGUGCUCGUCACGAUUGAGCUGGGCUGGAAAACUGUGAGGAGGUAUCUGGCGCAUGCGGGCUGGUGGCCGCUGUGGAAGCGGAGGACGGGUGGGAGCGCGAAGAGUGCGGAGGAGUUGGAUUUGUCUGUUUGGCAGGAGAUGGAGCGGGAUCCGGCUGUGAGGGAGCGGCUGAGGGGGUUGGCGAGGGAUCAGGGGGAGGAGGUUGAGGGGAAGGGGGUUGGGGAGGCGUGGAAGCCGGGUCGAUGA